AUGGAGCCUUUUCAACAUCAGAACCAAAUUCAGAAAUAUAGAAGGAAACUUGGAAUGCCUUAUGCUAAUUCCAACUGUAAUGGAAAAAUCUGGUUCUUUGUGCAAGAUAAUAUUGAUGUUGAGGUUCUAUUGGAUAUUGAGCAGGCUAUUACUGUAAAGCUGCAGUUUCAAGAUUUUAAUAAAGAAAUGGUGGUUACAAUGGUGUAUGCUAAAUGUUCAGAUGUGGAGAGAAUGCAGUUGUGGGACAGUUUAUACCUCUUGGCUAAUAAUAUGACAGCUCCUUGGCUGGUUGGAGGUGAUUUCAAUGUUAUACUGAAUGAAGAAGAGAAAAUAGGAGGUCUACCAGUUUUGCCACAAGAAUAUGAAGACUUUGCCUUUUGUCUGAAUUCCUGUGAGUUGCAUGAGAUGCCUUUCAAAGGGAGUCCUUUCACAUGGUGGAAUGGUAGGGCUGCUAAUGACUGUAUAUUUAAGAGAUUGGACAGGAUUGUAUAUAAUGAUGCAUUUCAGAAUUGGUUUGGACAAUUAGAAGUGGAACAUCUGUCAAGGACUGGUUCUGACCAUGCACCAUUACUUGUAUCAUGUGGAGAUCAAGGGGAAAAGUUUAUCAAACCAUUCAGAUUUCUCAAAUUCUGGGUGGGACAUGAUAAUUUUCUUGAUUUUGUUAAACAUCAAUGGGAAACAGCCUUAACAGAUGAUGUAUUUCUGUCAUUUAAGCUCAAAAUGAAGAAACUGAAAAUAGCUUUAAGCACAUGGAGUAAGAAUACUUUUGGGGACAUUUUUAAACAACUUGUUAUCAGAGAGGAAAUAGUUAAGAUUAAAGAGCAAUUGUUUGAAGAAACUCCAUCAGCAGAAAAUAGAAUGGUCAUGCAAAGGGCACAAGCUGAACUUAAAUUGUCUCUUCACUAUGAGGAGGAAUUCUGGAGGCAAAAAGCCAGGAUGGAUUGUUUUUCAGAAGGUGAUAGGAAUACUAGAUAUUUCCAUAGUCUGGUAAAAGGAAGAAGAAAAAGAAUCCAGAUUAGGAGGAUUAAAGAUGAUGCUGGAAAUUGGAUUGAGGAUGUUGAUAGUGUUGCUGCUCAAGCUGUCAACUUUUUCCAUAAGCAAUUUACUCAUGAGGGGGUUAGCGAAGAUUCUCCAAUUUUUCAUCAUAUUCAAGAGCUGAUCAAAGAGGAGGAUAAUAUACUACUUGCUGCUCAACCUACUAUGGAGGAAGUAAAGAGGGUUGUAUUUGAAUUAAAUGGGGACAGUGCUUGUGGCCCUGAUGGAUUUUCUGGUAUAUUUUAUCAGAAGUGUUGGGAGGUGAUAAAGGCUGAUGUAUAUAGUGUUGUUAAAGCUUUCUUUGAAGGACAAACUCUUCCCAAAUCCAUCACUCACACUAAUCUGGUUUUGUUACCAAAGAAAAAUAUUGUUGAGGCAUUUUCUGAUAUGAGACAUAUAAGUCUUAGCAACUUUAUCAAUAAGGUCAUAUCAAGAGUAGUUCAUGACAGGCUAGACAAGCUACUUACAAAGGCACAUGGUUUCUUCCAUUCUACAAGGGGAGUCAUGCAAGGGGAUCCACUUUCUCCUGCUCUUUUCAUUAUUGCUGCAGAGGAUGAUACAAUCAUCUUUUCUUCAGCAGAUAACCAGUCAUUACAGAUGAUCAUGAAUACUCUACAGGAAUAUGAGAAGGUAUCUGGACAGCUGAUAAACAAGAGCAAAAGUUCCUUUUAUAUGUUCAGCAAAGUAUCACAUGAGGUUAGUCAGCAGGUUGCAAUUGUUACAGGAUUUGUGAGAGGACAAUUUCCUUUUACAUAUCUUGGAGUACCAAUUACUCAUGCCAGAAAAAGGAAAGUGGAUUAUACUGAAUUAUUGAAGAAAGUCAAAGACAGGUUCUUUUGGAAUAAUAAGGAGGAAGGUAGAUGCAGACACUGGGCAGCUUGGCUUAACAUGUGUAUUCCCAAACAUGAAGGUGGGUUGGGAUUCAGAUCUAUUCAUGACACAUCCAAAGCUUUAUGUGCUAAACUAUGGUGGAAGUUUAGAACCACUAGUUCACUAUGGGCCAAUUUCAUGUGGAAUAAGUACUGCAAAAAACAAAUUCCUCAGUUGGUUCAAUGGAAGGGAGGGUCACAACUAGGUGCUCUUAGUUAUGUGGUUCCCCAGUCCUGGCACAUCAAUGAGCAUGCUGAAGAUGUUUCUGAACUUAUGACAGAUGGAAGAUGGAAUGUCAACAAACUCAUUCAGAUGUUUCCUGAAGAUAUUGUGCAACAUAUAUUACAGGAAAUUGACAUUAAAUGUGCAUCAAAUGAAUGGGAUAGACCUUGGUGGAUGAUGACAAGCACAGGUAAGUUUACAGUAAGUAGUGCAUGGCACUUGCUGAGACAAAAGGCUAAUGUAACAGUGCCAUUUCAGAAUAUGUGGAUCAAAGGUGUACCUUUUAAAAUAUCAUUCUUCAUGUGGAGAUUGUGGAAGUUUAAAGUCCCAAUUGAUGAAGUGGUGGCAAGUAUUGGCAUUCCAUUAGUUUCAAAGUGUUGCUGCUGUCAUAAUGCUCAGAUAGACACAAUAAACCAUCUAUUUCUGUGUGGAGAUUUGGCUGCAAAGGUAUGGAGAUACUUCAAUAUGGGGGCUGGAUUGAGCUUGAAUUGUGUUCAGAUUGUUCAGUUCUUUGAAGGAUAUAAGCCUACUGUUAUAUGCAAAAUUAUUACAUGGAGGAGACCUGCAUAUGGAGUUUAUAAGUCUUCUAAAAUGUUGACAGAUGGAACAAAUAUUGUGGCUGAGGCUGAAGCUAUUAGAAUGGGACUGAGCCACUGUGUAGAAAAACAGCUUUUUCCAUUGAUCAUAGAGACUGAUUCCAUGACCAUGAAGAUGAUUUUAAAUGCUGAAUGGAAGGUCCCUUGGAGCAUUUCAAUAUUGGUGGAGGAUAUAAGGAGGAUGAUGGAGGAUCAAAUAGUUCAAUUCAGUUUCAUAGUUUUCAGGAAUUACCCAGUCAAGCUAAGAGGAUUCUGA
Molecule: messenger RNA, 2979 nt
Organism: Lycium barbarum (goji berry)
Lineage: Eukaryota; Viridiplantae; Streptophyta; Magnoliopsida; Solanales; Solanaceae
Exons: 8
Coding region: 1-2979 (992 amino acids)
Molecular function (GO): RNA-DNA hybrid ribonuclease activity; nucleic acid binding
Source: RefSeq, a predicted model, not a curated record